Molecule: messenger RNA, 1080 nt
Organism: Trematomus bernacchii (emerald rockcod)
Lineage: Eukaryota; Metazoa; Chordata; Actinopteri; Perciformes; Nototheniidae
Product: protein FAM107B-like
Exons: 4
Coding region: 307-597 (96 amino acids)
Biological process (GO): actin filament bundle assembly; actin filament polymerization; regulation of actin cytoskeleton organization
Cellular component (GO): neuron projection; synapse; stress fiber
Source: RefSeq, a predicted model, not a curated record
CCAGACGCUCUGCAGGGAAACCAGAUAACGAGACGUCGAUGAACUCCAGAGGCUCCGUGCUGUCUCAGAUCAACCCAGAACCUCCUAGAUUCAACUCUCAACUCUAAGACAACUACACGUCCCAGAGAGCAUUGCUCCUCGGCGUACGCAGACCUGCAGCAGCACCGGUUCGAUGCCGUCCAGAGGAGAGAGGUACCAGCGCCCGACUACCAGAAGGGGGACGAGGACGAGGACCUCAUUAAACCCAAGAAACUGCUGAAUCCUGUCAAAGCUUCACGGAGCCAUCAGGAACUCCACCGGGAGCUCAUGAGCAGCUGUAAACGAGGCGGGGGGGCGGUGGAGAUGAAGCCGGAGCUGCAGAGAGUCCUAGAGUCCAGGAAGAGAGAUCAGCUGAUCAGAACCAGGAAGCAGGAAGAGGAAACUCACAGGAAGGUUUCCCCUCUGGAGGCCGAGCUGCUGAAGAGACACCAGAAACUGGACCAGGUGGACAGGCAGCAGCAGAGAGAGCAGGACGACAGCAUGAAAGCUCCAGAGUUCGUCAAAGUGAAAGAAAACCUGAGACGGACGUCCUUUCAAAAAGAGGAGAAGGACGUGUAGAGACAUCUGCUGUCCUGCAGGAGAAAGACACUGUCCACAUGUUUACAGGACACACACACACACACACACACACACACACACACACACACACACACACACACACUCUGAGGACACACACACACACUGAGGAAACAUGCAUACUGAGGAUACUCACAUACUGAGGAUACUCACAUACUGAGGAUACUCACAUACUGAGGACACGGACACUCUGAGGACACACACAUACACACACACAAACAUACUGAGGAUGCAUACAUACUGAGGACACACACAUAUACUGAGGACACACAUAUACUGAGGACACAUACAUACUGAGGACACACAUAUUGUGUACACAGUUAUACUGAGGACACAUACACUCUGAAGACACAUCCAUACUGAGGACACACACAUACUGAGGACACACACACAUACUGAGGACCCAUACAUACUGAGGACACACACAUAUACUGAGGACACAUACAUACUGAGGACACACACAUA